Molecule: messenger RNA, 1437 nt
Organism: Arvicanthis niloticus (Nile rat)
Lineage: Eukaryota; Metazoa; Chordata; Mammalia; Rodentia; Muridae
Gene: Tssk6
Product: testis specific serine kinase 6
Biological process (GO): microtubule cytoskeleton organization; protein phosphorylation; intracellular signal transduction
Cellular component (GO): cytoplasm
Molecular function (GO): ATP binding; tau-protein kinase activity
Source: RefSeq, a predicted model, not a curated record
GAGGGAGGGUCCCCACCCCAAGGCCGAGUGACGCCCGCAGUCACUUCACAAGGCAGAAAUUGUUACCCGGGCAAUAAAAGUCAUCGCGGCUGUAGGGCCUUGGGAGUGGGCACAUGGGGGCACGGGGGUGCAGGUGCCAAGCACCAUGGGUUAGGCCCGAGAUUGGAGUCCGGCCGCCCCCCGACAGCAGCCGCCUCCUGCUCCCCGCGCGCCCCGGGCGCCACCAUGUCGGGCGACAAACUCCUGAGCGAACUUGGCUAUAAGCUGGGUCGCACGAUAGGUGAGGGCAGCUACUCCAAGGUGAAGGUGGCCACCUCCAAGAAGUAUAAAGGGACGGUGGCCAUCAAGGUAGUGGACCGCCGGCGAGCGCCUCCGGACUUCGUCAACAAGUUCCUGCCUCGAGAGCUGUCCAUCCUGCGGGGAGUACGGCACCCGCACAUAGUACACGUCUUCGAGUUUAUCGAAGUGUGCAACGGGAAGCUGUACAUCGUGAUGGAGGCAGCAGCCACCGACCUGCUGCAGGCAGUGCAGCGCAACGGGCGCAUUCCGGGGUCGCAGGCGCGCGAACUCUUCUCGCAGAUCGCGGGCGCCGUGCGCUACCUGCACGACCACCACCUGGUGCAUCGCGACCUCAAGUGCGAAAACGUGCUGCUAAGCCCUGACGAGCGCCGCGUCAAGCUCACGGAUUUCGGUUUCGGCCGUCAGGCGCACGGUUACCCAGACCUGAGCACCACCUACUGCGGCUCGGCCGCGUAUGCGUCACCUGAGGUGCUCCUGGGCAUCCCCUACGACCCCAAGAAAUACGACGUGUGGAGCCUGGGCGUUGUGCUCUACGUCAUGGUCACCGGGUGCAUGCCCUUCGACGACUCGGACAUUGCUGGCCUACCCCGGCGCCAGAAGCGCGGCGUGCUCUACCCUGACGGCCUCGAACUGUCGGAGCGAUGCAAGUCCUUGAUCGCCGAGCUGUUACAGUUCAGCCCGUCCGCCCGGCCCUCGGCGGGCCAGGUGGCGCGCAAUGGCUGGCUGCGGGCCGGGGACUCCGGCUAGGAGCCGGGGUUCUCGCUGUUCCCGCCGCACCAGGCACAGAGCCAGGGCGGCGCACGCGCGAAGGGCGAGCUUCGGGAAACCCGCGAAGUCGCCGCGCGCCACUGCGCACGCGCCCUGUCCCUUCCCCUUCCCCCACGGCGGCGGCCCACAGAGGCCGGCUGUUGGAUUCUGAUUCCUCCCGCACAACCCGAUUGCUGGAGAGCGCAUGCGCAUCCUCGAUUUCUGGCGAGAAGGCCCCGGGAGGGGCGCAAAGAGAAGAGAGAGAAGCAUUGCGCCUGCGCGGAAUGAGCUGUUGCGCGGUGGGUCGCCGCGGUGCAGAGAAACUGCGGGCCGGCCGUGCACGUCAAGUUCUAGGUUGGAACCUGCAAUAAAUUCGCUCUUCCUCGCAAA